This is a messenger RNA of Anarrhichthys ocellatus (wolf-eel), 3932 nucleotides long. It is a transcript of the gene efcab7, whose product is annotated as EF-hand calcium binding domain 7. The record is from RefSeq and is a predicted model, not a curated record. Lineage: Eukaryota; Metazoa; Chordata; Actinopteri; Perciformes; Anarhichadidae. Gene Ontology annotation, biological process: positive regulation of protein localization to ciliary membrane. The coding region runs from base 433 to 2304 and encodes 623 amino acids. Gene Ontology annotation, molecular function: calcium ion binding. The transcript has 13 exons. Gene Ontology annotation, cellular component: ciliary membrane; plasma membrane protein complex.
AAAGACGACUAAAACAACGAAACAAACUGUCUGAGUCAAAAAAUAAAUCCUUAUAUAUAAUCUAAAGACUGUGUGUAUUUAUUUAAUGAACUCAAAUGGUCUAAUACGACGUUGCAUUUUUUUUGGCAGGAACGGGAAGAAUUAGCGUUGUUUCCUCCGUGGCGUUUUUGGUGAACACUGAGGAGUUUUUGUUUACCUAGCAACAGACAGCAAAGGUAGCAACGGUGUUUGGUGAAUGUCUCUGCGAACGCGAAUCUGGUUCAAUGAAAUGCAUCUUGCGUGCUUUCAGGCGAUUGUUACGAUGUGAUGAAAAAGUAUAAAUAAUAGUUAGCUGCCAUAUUUGGCUUUCGAUUGGUUGUAUAAGCUAAAGAGUGCUACAUUAGCUAGCUGUUAAUUUGCUUACGAUAACCAGGUCGAUCUCUACUUCCUAAGAUGUCUUUUCAAGAGUCACCUCGUCCUUCCGAUGAAGAGGAGGCCUUCUACGUGCAGUGUAGAGCCGCAUACCUUGCUGUGUUCAAAUCUAGUUUGACAAAUAUUGCUUCGAAACAGCAGCUAUGUCGUGCUCUACAGCAGGCUGGUAGAAAUCCAGCCCAUGCAACUCUCAAUAAAUACUGGACCCCGAGAACAUCCAAACUGAACUUUGAUGACUUCUGUGAGAUUCUUAAAAAGGAGAAGAAAACUGAGGACACUGAGCUGAUGAGAGCCUUCAACAAGAUGGAUUUGAACAGUGAUGGCUACAUCUCACACAGUGAACUGGAGAAGGCCCUGACCACUAGAGGAGAGAAAAUGACCACUGAAGAGGUGAAUGCUAUUUUUUCAUUGGCUGACAUCAACAAAGACGGCAAACUGGACUAUGCAGAAUUCUGCAGAUUGUUUGUGUCUACAGUGGAGCAGUGUCAGAUGGCUGCUUUGGAGAGGCUCGAGGCAAAUGCCAAGCUGAAGAGACAGAACUUUGGCAGUCGGUCAUACAGCCCUCCAAAGAGCUCAGUGUCAUCAGCAUCAUCAGCAGCAGCAGCAGCGGCAGCACAAGCAGCAGCGACUCUCCCUCAACCUCCAGAAACAGACGCCACACUCAAGAAAGACAGCAGAUCAUCCUCCCGUCCCUCUUCUGCUCGCAGCAGACGGUCGUCCCUGUCGAACUCAAUCACGAUGACAUCCAGCAGCAGCACUAAGGCCAGCAAAAUACCAGAGCCUUCAGGCUUACAGGAGUGGCAUCACAGUUCUAUGAAGGGCUGUUUCUUCUUGGAGGACGAUGGGAGUAUCAGCUCUCUGCAGUACCAGCUCCACGUUCCCCAGACGACCAACGUCUACCUCACCAUCCAACCACUCAGCCUCAGCCACGCACCCAACAAGCCCUCUUCAUGGAUGACAGUGGACACGGCUCUUUUUGCAAUGGCAGCUGGUGAAACCAAAGAGGACUCAUCUUUCGUGGGUUUCACUGACUCGAAAGAUAAAGAAAAAUAUGUUUGGAAAGGAGAAUUGCAUGCUGGGGCUUAUUACCUGCUUCCCUUCACUAGUGGAUGCAAACUAAAGAAAAGGAGCAAAAAGAGCCUGUCUAAUAAACCUAUAGAGCUCAUCUACAGGACUGACACUGGAGAACCAGACCUCACCAGAGAGCUCAGGGAGGUGCUGUCUGACAUCUUUGAGGUGAUAGACCUGGAUGGCAAUGGUUUGCUCAGUCUGGAGGAGUACAAUUUCUUUGAGCUGAGGACCAGUGGAGAGAAAUGUGACAAAGAUGCCUGGGCUGUGUGCAAAGAGAACUUUGAUAUGAGGAAGAACCAGCUGACACGGCAGGGCUUCAUGGAGCUCAACCUGAUGGAGGCCACAGAGAAAAAUGGAGACCCUGCGGACUUGUGGGUCACCCUGGAAGCCAUGGGCUUCAACCGAAUGCUGGAGCUAGUAGAUGCUUGUCCAUUCCAGAUACAUGUACACUGUGAAGGCACUCAGCCAUCCAUCCAGCCACUCAGUAUGGACUCAGGGCCCAAGCUUCAGAACCAGGCCCUCCAGAAGUCCAUCACAGCCAGGACAGGGGCCAAAGCACUGAGAGGACAAGACAACGUCUUCGUCUACACCUACCGGGGAGAACACAGGAUCUCCUCCCUCAUAGCCAACAAGACCAACCAGAAAGUGACUGUCCACGUAAACAAUGAGCAGAGCAGGAACUGUUGCAGCAGCAGAGGCAUGAGUGUGUUCGCAGUCGAGGUGCCAGCCAGGACUAAGAUGGUGUGCCAACACAUUCUGCCCAUCAAUGAGAGACAGGAUUGGACCUACAACUGUGUAGAGACCAUACUGCCCUGCACGUAAAGCUGUACGCCCAUGACUCUACUACACUAGUGAUGUGCACAGAUAGAUUAUUCAUAAACCAGUGGUUUCAUAUAGGGUACAUAACAAGUAGAAACUGUUCUAUAGCCACCGGCAAUAUGAAGACUGUCGUUGGACCAAAUGUGUAUUUUAGGUCCAGAAGAAACACGGCCUGAUCCUUUCAACUUUUAGAAGCCCGGCGCUCAAAGCUUACCUGUGAGUUUUAUAUUGUCAGACACCAGGAGCUGAGGCCCUCUGGCUGCUUGAAGCCAGCAGCUUGAUCAGGCCCAGCUGCAAGAACGGUGUUUCAGAAGCUCGGCGACUCGAUGCAUCAGAGGUGUUAACCAUCGAUGGCACUCUAGUCAUAAAGUGCAGCUGAUAAUGGUUGUUACUGCUUUUGUUGUGCCUUUGACGUGCUUCAGUUAAUGUAGAGAAUUUCAAAAUUAUAUUUACAAAUUUUAACACUUUGAAUGUAUGGAGUGCAAAGAUCAAGGACUAAAUUGCCAACGCCACAUUUUUAUUCAUAAUUCAUCCUUUAAAUUAUGGCUAUUGUCAGUUGUCAAUUAUUUUCAAACUAAAUACGUCACUAUUGUGUCUGAUGCUGUACUGUUGCUGUAUGAAACACCAACAUACAUUUUGUUGUAGCCAUUGAAAUUGUUUUUUUUAAAUAGAUUGCUAUUUACCAUACUUAUAUUCUGUAAAUGUUUGGCUUAUGCAUCAGCACACUCUUCAACCAUAAUUAAAUGAAAGAUUAUUUUUACCUUUUUAGCUGCUUUUUCACAUCACUGCAUGCAGUCAUGUCAUAUAGGCCAAAAUAAACUCGCCAAUAUUAAAUUGCCUUGUGUUUCUAUAUGUUUAAAUUAACAUCUCAUCACUUUUGUCAUGUAGAUGUAAAUAUUAUUAUUUAAAUAUUCCUAUCACUGAUAUCAUUUUCUGAUAUAUCCUUGGUUGCAACCCUUGAUUAUGCCCAACACCAACAUUUUGUUUCAACAGUUAAUACAUAAAUAUACAGGCCGAUGCUCUACUAAUGCCAAUAUCUCUGUGUCCCUGUAAUCAGACAGGUUUACACUGUUUGUAUUGCUUUCAAUGAUAUUACAUGUGUGUGAUAUUUGAGGAAGAGCCCAAAGCUGGUCCGAACAUGAAGUUACUGCACAUUGAAAUAGUAUUGUCUACAUGCUGUUGAAACAAUGUUAUAUGUAAUCUGGACAUCUAAAGAAUCUUUUGACCUGUUGAUAACUAAAGCAAUGCUUCCUGAGUGUUAUUUUUACAUUUAAAUAAAGGAUUGUACCUUAGUUCUUGUACUUGCAGUCUGUUUCUGUCUGAAUGUUACUGUGCAGCCAUUUGUCACCACUCUCCAUAUUCUUAAAACAGUAUGAGGCUGUGGGGAUUUGGGUUGGCAGUGAAAUGCAUUCCUCUGCAUUGCGCUCAGGUCUAAACUUUAUUUGCCCUUGGCCUUUCCAGUUGAGAGCAGUCUUGACCUCCUAUUUAUAACUCUGGGGCCAGUAUUUGCCCUUUGACUUUCUCUGCUGAAACCGUAGAGCCAGCUUUGUAAAUGUCAUACGGCAUGUGAGAUGUAUUUAAUGUCCCGAGCUCCUGUCUGCUCUUCCUUUCCCAACACAGAGGUUUAGUAA